Postia placenta MAD-698-R-SB12 is the source of this 477-nucleotide messenger RNA. RefSeq lists its product as hypothetical. The record is from RefSeq and is a predicted model, not a curated record. The transcript has 3 exons. The annotation marks the transcript as partial. NCBI's taxonomy places the organism in Eukaryota, Fungi, Basidiomycota, Agaricomycetes, Polyporales, Adustoporiaceae.
GUACUUGUCGCAGAGUUCCAGGUCUCCAUACCCGGAAUGAGCUUUGCCAGUUCUACCUGGGCUGCAGCUUCAUCGUCUAGGUUGCCAAAGCGGGCUUUGAGCGCGGUAGCAAAGGCAGCCUCAUUUGCGAACGGGGUCGUGACUCCUUGGACACCUAGCUGUACUGACACAAGUUGGGCAAAGAAGGGAGUGGCCCAGGUACGGGUCCAAUAUCUACGGAGUUGGGAUAGGAACUGGUCACACUCAAUGACGGUUUUUCCAUUGUAUUGUAGGGGGAGUAGGAGCCUCAGUGUCUCCUUGUCGGGAGUGGACACUGGGGACGACAUUACCGGCGACGAGGGGGACGAAGGACUGCCCGUGGGCGAAGGUGGCUGUUGUGACUGUCCGCCGGGUGAACUUCGGGAGGAGCGAGUGCUUAAGCGGCCUCGCGGCAACGACAGUGGUGGAGGCGACGGAGGAAAUCCGGUGGCGGGGUGA